AUGCGAUUGCAAGGGCCUAUCGAAUUAUUGCCACCGGUAUACAAGAAGAAGCAAAAGGAUGGUCGAAGAUUUGCAGAUUGGGUGAAACGAUAUGGCUUUCCAGAUAUAGAAUCAUUUGAAACUGAAGACCAUCAAGAAUUCAUCUCAGCCAGUGAUGCAGCAGUAAAAGGACAAACAAUGUAUGCAACAUUGCUUAAAGAACAAAGGAAUGCGGUCAACACCAUUUUAGAUGCGGCUAAUGGAACACAAACAGAGAAAUGCUUUUUCAUCGACGGGUGCCGGGUGGAACGGGCAAGUAUCUUUAUUAUCUGUUGA
Molecule: messenger RNA, 315 nt
Organism: Psylliodes chrysocephalus
Lineage: Eukaryota; Metazoa; Arthropoda; Insecta; Coleoptera; Chrysomelidae
Source: the annotation of a GenBank genome assembly